ACCUGAGGCAUAGAAGUGAUUCAGCUCUUCCCUGAGAAAGGAAAUAUGGGGAAGAUCCUUCCUGAAUACCUCAGCAACUAGACCAUGGAAAAAGUCAAGCGAGGGGGAGUGAAAGUGAUGCCCAAUGCAAUUGUGCAAUCAGUUGGGGUCAGUGGUGGCAAGUUACUCAUUAAGCUGAAAGAUGGAAGGAAGGUAGAAACUGACCACGUAGUGGCAGCUGUGGGCCUAGAGCCCAAUGUUGAGUUGGCCAAGGCUGGUGGACUGGAAAUAGACUCUGAUUUUGGUGGCUUCCAGGUAAAUGCAGAGCUACAAGCACGUUCUAACAUCUGGGUGGCAGGAGAUGCUGCAUGCUUCUAUGAUAUAAAGUUGGGUCGAAGGCGAGUAGAACAUCAUGAUCAUGCUGUUGUGAGUGGAAGACUGGCUGGAGAAAAUAUGACUGGAGCUGCAAAGCCGUACUGGCAUCAGUCAGUAUUCUGGAGUGAUUUGGGUCCUGAUGUUGGCCAUGAAGCUAUUGGUCUUGUGGACAGUAGUUUGCCCAUGGUCGGUGUUUUUGCAAAAGCAACUGCACAAGACAACCCAAAAUCUGCCACAGAACAAUCAGGGACCAGUAUCCACGUGGAAAGUGAGACAGAGUCAGAAGCCUCUGAAAUCCCAGUUCCUCUCAGUACCCCUGCAGUCCCACAGGCCCCUGUUGAAGGGGAGGACUACGGCAAAGGUGUCAUCUUCUACCUCAGGGACAAAGCAGUCGUGGGGAUUGUGCUGUGGAAUGUCUUUAACCAAAUGCCAACCGCAAGGAAGAUCAUUAAGGACGGUGAGCAGCAUGAAGAUCUCAAUGAAGUAGCCAAACUCUUCAACAUUCAUGAAGAUUGAAGCCCUAUCAUGGAAUACACAUGCACUUUUCCAUCCCUGACAGGGGUUUGGGUGGGCAAAAGAACCUUUUUUAUUUAGCAUACUUUCUCUUUAUGUAGGAGCAGGAAUCGAACAAGCCUCUGUGAAUAUUUUCAUAUAUAUAGAUGCACAUCACAAAUUAAAAUCUGAUUCUUUAAA
Peromyscus leucopus (white-footed mouse) is the source of this 1047-nucleotide messenger RNA. RefSeq names its product apoptosis-inducing factor 1, mitochondrial-like. Gene Ontology annotation, biological process: mitochondrial respiratory chain complex assembly; apoptotic process. Gene Ontology annotation, cellular component: cytoplasm; mitochondrion. The record is from RefSeq and is a predicted model, not a curated record. The transcript has a single exon. The coding region runs from base 85 to 870 and encodes 261 amino acids. Lineage: Eukaryota; Metazoa; Chordata; Mammalia; Rodentia; Cricetidae. Gene Ontology annotation, molecular function: protein dimerization activity; FAD binding; NAD(P)H oxidase H2O2-forming activity.